UACGGCUCCCGGCGUGCCCCGUGCCCGGACCACAACUCCCGGCGUGCUUCCCGCGGCGCUCGGACGGCGGCCGGGGCGGGCCAUGGGGCGCGCAGACAUGGCGCGUGUCCCGCACGUCGUGGCCGACACGGGCGCGUUCCUGAGCGCGGCCCCGCUGCAGGACAUCGCAGAGGCGCUGUACACCGUGCCCGAGGUGCUGGCCGAGAUCCGCGACCGGCCCGCCCGCCGCCGCCUGGCCGCGCUGCCCUGCGAGCUGCGGCUCCGCCGCCCGCGCCCCCAGCGAUCCGACGAGUUCGGAUCCUUCCUGUACUGGCGGCCGCCCCUGCCCAGCAUCGAGGAGGAGCUGCGGGAGCUGCUGGCCAUCACCGGCAGCCCCGAGCCCCCCGAGGAGCACCAGAGCUCUGCAGACGGGGCCAGCGCCGGCGAGGAGGAGGAGGAGGAGGAGGAGAGCGAUCCAUGAGGCUGGAUAACUCCCAGCAACCUGAAGCAGGCCCAGCAGGACACGGGGCACUGUGACACUGCUCCCGAGGGUGUCCAGGUGGGCUGUGUCACCACGGACUUUGCCAUGCAGAACGUGCUGCUGCAGAUGGGCCUGCACGUGCUGGCCGUGAACGGGAUGCUGAUCCGCCGCGCCCGCAGCUACAUCCUGCGCUGCCACGGCUGCUUCAGGACCACCUCGGACAUGACCAAGGUGUUCUGCCCCCACUGCGGGAACAAGACCCUCAAGAAGGUGGCAGUGAGUGUCAGUGAUGACGGCAGCCUGCACAUGCAUUUCUCCCGCAACCCCAAGGUGCUGAACCCCCGGGGGCUCAGGUUCCCGCUGCCGGCGCCGCAGGGCGGGAAGCACGCCAACAACCCGCACCUGGUGGAGGACCAGCGCUUCCCGCAGCAGCGCCUGUCCCGCAAGGCCAGGCAGAAAACCAACGUCUUCGACCCCGACUACCUGGCCGGGGCCUCUCCCUUCGCCGAGAACGACGUGCACAGCCGGGCCGCGCACCUGGCGCUGCGCGACGCCGCGCUGGGCGCCGGCCGCCGCCGCCUCAACCCCAACGCCGUGGGCAAGAAGUUCGUGAGGAGGAGGUGAGGGCAGGGCAGCCCCGCUGGCGGGAGCCGCCGGCCCGGCUGCGGCCUGGCUCUGCCAGGGAGAGGCCUCUCCCAGCUCCUGGGCACGGGUCAGGCCACGCUGUCCCCGCUGCGCCGGGGCACAGAGAGCUGCCGUGGCCGGGGUGAUGGUGGCAGGGUCUGGGGAGGCACAGGGAGGGUGGGGUGGUGUCCCUGGGCACGCCUGGGCAGGGGCUGUGUCACCCAAUAAACUCCAAACCCCAAG
Messenger RNA from Passer montanus (Eurasian tree sparrow), 1327 nucleotides. It is a transcript of the gene NOB1, whose product is annotated as NIN1 (RPN12) binding protein 1 homolog. Gene Ontology annotation, molecular function: RNA endonuclease activity. Gene Ontology annotation, cellular component: preribosome, small subunit precursor. Gene Ontology annotation, biological process: ribosomal small subunit biogenesis; maturation of SSU-rRNA. The record is from RefSeq and is a predicted model, not a curated record. Lineage: Eukaryota; Metazoa; Chordata; Aves; Passeriformes; Passeridae.